AUGGCCGGAACAGGGAAGUCAACCAUUUCCCGAACAGUCGCAAGAUCUUUAGAAAAGAGUCUACUGUUAGUGAGCUUUUUCUUCAAGAAAGGUGAGGGUGAUCGAGGCAAUGCCACCAAACUCUUUCCCACAAUUUCCAGGCGAUUAGCGAUUUCCAUUCCCGAUCUGGCCGUGGGCCUUAGGGAAGCACUCUCUAUUGAUCCCGAUAUCCCAAUGAGAUCACUGAGAGAACAAUUUAAAAGACUCCUGCUUCAACCUUUGCAAGGCUUACAGACAGCGAGCUCCCAGAUCCCGGCAAUAGUCUUGAUCAUAGAUGCUCUGGAUGAAUGCGAAAAUGACAAUGAUAUACGCCUUAUACUUCAACUUCUACCGCAGGUGCAGCAGAUCACUGCUAUUCAACUUCGUAUUUUCUUAACGAGCCGGCCUGAAAUGCCAAUUCGCCUUGGGUUUUCAAAGAUGGCAAAUCAUGACUAUCAAGAUAUUGCUCUCCAUGAGAUCCCUGAUGAAGUUACUUCGCAUGACAUAUCUAUUUUUCUCAAAGACCGGUUCAAGAAGAUUCAAGAUGAGAAACAUGUUCCUACUAGUUGGCCUGGGGAGGACAUGAUUCAAUCUCUUGUUGAAAUCUCCGUUCCAUUAUUUAUCUCAGCAGCAACUAUAUGCCGAUUCAUAGAGUUGAAACUCAAUCCUAUGAGAUGUCUUGCUGAUCUUAUGAAAGAUCAAACCAAGUAUGUCACCAAAAUGGACAAGACAUAUCUACCAAUUCUCAUGCGACUUCUACAUGGACAAGAAGACGAGGAAGAUGCCAGUGAGGUUCUUCAAUUGUUCCAUCAAGUGAUUGGCCUUAUAAUUCUUCUUGCUAUCCCACUUUCUGUCAAUGCACUUUCAAGACUUCUUGAGCUUGAGGCAGAGGUUUUAACAAAUCUACUAGAUCAGUUUCAAUCUGUUCUCAGUCUGCCAAGUGACCAGAAUAUUCCUGUUCGAAUCCUUCAUCUUUCAUUCAGAGAUUUUCUGCUUCAAACUAGCAGCGAAUUCUCCGUGAAUGAGGAGCAUACUCAUAGAGAGAUCAUGAUUCGUUGCCUUACUUAUAUGCGUCUGAAACUGAAGAAAAACAUCUGCAACCUUGAAAGCGCUGGAACUGAAAGAACUGAAAUCGACCCGGUGUUGACCACUCAGUGUCUACAGCCAGAGCUACAUUAUUCCUGUCGGUACUGGAUUCACCAUCUGGAAUACUGUACUGAUCAAGGCCACAUGCUUAACCAGGCACUCCUGUUUCUUGAAGAACACUUCCUUCAUUGGAUAGAAGCAAUGAGUUUGCUAGGUAUUGUAUCAGAAGUUGUUGAGGUGAUCGACAUCCUUCGAAAAAUUGCAGAAAAGGUUAACCACCAUUCACCAAUCCUUGAUUUUAUACAUGAUGCAAAGCGAUUCGUUCUCAAGAACUAUCAGAUAGUCGACAAAGCACCCCUUCAACUUUAUUGUGCAGGGCUAGUGUUUGCACCUGAGACUGCGAUCAUUCGCCAAAUAUUUCAAGCAGAGCUUCCUUCUUGGAUAGAACAUUCCCAGAAAGUUGAGAAACAAUGGAGCGCAGAAUUACAAACACUCGAGGGCCAUUCAGGUAAGGUUCUCUCAGUGGCCUUCUCGCCUGACGGCCGGCUGCUGGCAUCUGGUUCUGCUGAUAAGACUGUGCGUCUCUGGGACCCAAUAACAGGUGCCUUGCAGCAGACGUUUGAUGGCCAUUCCGGUGAGGUUCUCUCAGUGGUCUUCUCCCCCGACGGCCGGUUGCUGGCAUCUGGUUCUGCUGAUAAGACUGUGCAUCUCUGGGACCCAAUAACAGGCGCCCUAAAUCAGACACUCGAGGGCCAUUCAGGCGGGGUUCUCUCAGUUGCAUUCUCGCCCAACAGCAGGCUAUUGGCAUCGGGCUCUCGUGGCAAGACCGUACUACUCUGGAAUAUCAUAACAGGUACUUCACGACAGGUGCUUGAAAAUAAUUCUAUGUGCAUUGACUCGGUGGCUUUCUCUCCCGAUGGUCAGUUUCUUGCGUGUGGCUGUGGGGAUCAGCAAAUACGACAUGGGGGAUCAGUGCUACUCUGGGACCUGACAGCAGAUACUCUAGAACGAAAAUUUGACUUGUAUUCGGCUGGGGCUGGAAUGGUUGCUUUUUCGCCUGACGGCGCUUUACUUGCAUCUGGUUCUGAGGGCGAAGCUGUACGGCUCUGGGAUUUAGCCACAUGUACACUGCAGCAGAGCAUUGACGGAAAUUUACUGGGGGACAAUGUAGUGGCUUUCUCUCCUGAUAGCCGACUGCUUGCGUCUGGUACUAGUGAUGGGGCCCAUAUAAUUGAUGCUGUUCGACUCUUGAACCCAGCUACAGGCGAACUACAGCAGAUGCUCAAGGGCCACUCUGAUGUGAUCUACUCAGUAGCCUUUUCACCUGAUGGCCGCCUGCUUGCAUCUGGCUCUGCAGAUCAGACUAUACGGCUCUGGGAUUUAACCAUGGACGCAUUCCAGAGGACUCUUACAGGUCAUCAGGAAUUGGUAAGUUCGGUAGUGUUCUCACCUGAUGGAUAUUUCUUGGCAUCCUGCUCUGAUCAACGUAUAUGCCUCUGGGACCGAGCAACGGGUACACUGCAGCGGAUACUUGAAGGCCAUACAGAAGCCGUCGAGUCCAUUUCUUUCUCACCUAACAGCUGUCUGCUCGUUUCUGGCUCUCUUGACAAGACACUACGCUUCUGGGACCCAGCCACAGGUAAACAUCAGCAGACACUCGAUAUUCAUGAAAUUUCGAACUUGAAUGAUCCAAUUGUUUUCUCACCAGAUAGUCAGCUAGUACUACUCUACAGUAAGAAAAUCAUACAGCUAUGGAAUAUAGCUACAGGUUCACUACAGCAGACACUCGAGAGCUCCCGGCCAGGUAGGCCUAAGUCAUUGCUCUUUUCACCUGAUAGCCAUCAGGUAGCAUCUGGUUGGGUGAAUCACAUUGUACAAGUCUGGGAUCUAGCUCAAGGCACAUUGAAGUACACACUUGAAGGCCAUUCAUCCGGGGUAACCUCGGUUGCAUUCUCAUUCGAUGGCCGCCUGCUUGCAUCCAGCUCUCACGAUGGUACCGUGCGUCUCUGGGAUCUAGCCACAGGUGCAUUGGAGCAAACACUCCAAGUUUCUCCAGCCACGAUUGAUACAAUGGCCUUCUCGCCUGAUGGUCAGCUUCUAGUAGCUGCUGGCCGUCGGCGUAGGACCAUAAAGCUGUGGAAUCUGGCCAAGGGUGUAUUACAGCAGACACUUGAGGGCCAUUUAGAUGGGAUUCUUUCAUUGGUCUUCCCCCCUGAUGGCCAGCUACUGGCAUCAAUCUCCAUUGGUCGAACUGUUCACCUUUGGAAUUUGGACACCGGCAAAUUACAGCAGUCACUUGCAGACGAUUCAGCUGAUUCUGGCUCACGAGUCUUCGAGGCCGACAGCCUUCCACUAGCCUUUUCACCGGACAGCCAGAUACUAGCAUAUGGGUCUCGGGAUCACGCUGUGCAUCUCUGGAACCCAGCCACGGGUACACUGCAGCGGACUUUCAGGGGUCAUUCAGACAUUAUCACCUCAAUAGUGUUUUCACCUAAUGGUGAGCUACUGGCAUCUAGCUCUGCGGAUCAGACCGUAUGUCUAUGGAAUAUAAGUACAGGUGCGCUACACCAGACGCUCAGGAGUGCCUCGGGUGCAAUUCGCUCAGUGGCUUUCGCAGCCGACAGCCAGCUAGUAAUAUCGGGCUCUCAGAAUCAGAGUAUACAGCUCUGGGACCUGGAUACAGAUACACUACAGCAAGCACUGGAAGACCAUCCAUCCAAGUACCAUACAAUGGCUUUCUCAUCUAGUACUGACAGCAUGCUGUUAGCAUCUGGUUCUGAAACUUAUACUGUGCACAUCUGGAAUAUAGCCAAAGGCAUUUUACAUCAGACACUUGAAGGCCAUUCAGCUAAGGUUAGUGCAAUAGCUUUCUCGCCUGAUAGCCAGCUCCUGGCUUCUGCCUCUUCCGACAAUACGGUACGACUGUGGGACUUGUCUACCGGCGCGGUGCAACAGAUACUCAAGGACCGUCUUCAUGCAAAUUGUUCCAAGCUUGAAUCAUUAGCCUUCUCACCUGAUAGCCAGCUACUGGCGUUCUCAUCUAGUGAUAGGACUAUAACGCUAUGGCACAUGGCUACAGACGCACUAACGCAGACGCGCCCGCUUCAUCAAAUUCCCCAAAAUAUUAGUUUCUCUCAGGAUGGGCUGUAUCUGACUACCAGUGCGGGUAUUCUCCAUGUUCAGUCUCAGUUUGAUAAUUCCAUACCUCGUUCACACCAGACACUGGAAAUAUUCAUCGACAAUGAGAACUGGAUAUGGAGGAAUAAGGAGAAGGCUGUAUGGCUUCCGCCUGAGUUUCGGCCUACAUGUUCUGCAGCUCAUGGCAGCACGCUUGCUUUAGGGCAUCACUCUGGAAAUGUUUCUUUUAUCAGAUUUGUCUCUUAG
Messenger RNA from Penicillium malachiteum, 4488 nucleotides. Its product is annotated as WD40 repeat domain-containing protein. The transcript has 2 exons. The record is from RefSeq and is a predicted model, not a curated record. NCBI's taxonomy places the organism in Eukaryota, Fungi, Ascomycota, Eurotiomycetes, Eurotiales, Aspergillaceae. Gene Ontology annotation, cellular component: nucleus; transcription repressor complex. Bases 1 to 4488 code for a protein of 1495 amino acids. Gene Ontology annotation, biological process: negative regulation of transcription by RNA polymerase II. Gene Ontology annotation, molecular function: protein binding.